Molecule: messenger RNA, 1821 nt
Organism: Homalodisca vitripennis (glassy-winged sharpshooter)
Lineage: Eukaryota; Metazoa; Arthropoda; Insecta; Hemiptera; Cicadellidae
Gene: Rpn3
Product: probable 26S proteasome non-ATPase regulatory subunit 3
Exons: 2
Coding region: 234-1724 (496 amino acids)
Biological process (GO): ubiquitin-dependent protein catabolic process; regulation of protein catabolic process
Cellular component (GO): proteasome regulatory particle, lid subcomplex; proteasome complex
Molecular function (GO): enzyme regulator activity
Source: RefSeq, a predicted model, not a curated record
UUCGAUUCUCUGUAAUCUAUCACUCAGCAGGACGUCGUUUAGAUUUGGAGUUUUGAGUAUAUUUUAUUUGAGCUUGGAAAAUGAAUUAAAAAUGUAUUUUUAACUUUAAUAUUUUGCAUUGUUCUAUAAAUUUUUUAUAAAACUAUUUAAUUUAAAAACUGUUUCUUUUCUUUAUACUUAAGAACGUGUUAAUGUGUUUCCUUUGUUAAGUUGGAUUAGAAAUAAUCUUCACCAUGCCUUCAGCUGAUCAGGUAGCUGAUGUUGAGAUGAAGAGUGUGGACAGUCCGACAGAGGGAGAGGCAGUGGUGGACAAGAAGGAUAUCGACAAUCUGGCCAUUCAGGAUAUACGAGAACAUACCCGCCAGAUCGAGAAAGCUGUUCAGACUAAAGAACCAAGAUUCAUUCUUAGAGUCCUCCGUGCUCUUCCAAACACUCGCAGGAAGCUCAAUCCUGUUGUGUUGCGAGGGCUCAUCUCUGGAUUUUAUACACACUCAAAUUCAGAAAAAGAUGCUCUUCUUAAUUUUGUUGAAGAGCCCAUGGAAGAAAGUGCUAACGUUGUGAAGAUGCGCAGUGGAAAGAGUUCUAGUUCUCCGCUAUUGCCAGAGGUCGACGCUUAUCUUCAUCUCUUGGUUUUGGUAAAACUCAUCGAUGGUGAGAAAUUUAAAGAAGCAGUGCAAUGUUCUGACUUAUUGAUGUCCAAGGUAACUGCGCAGAAUCGUCGGACACUAGAUCUGGUCGCAGCUAAAUGUUAUUUCUAUCAUUCAAGAGCUUACGAACUGACCAGCCAGCUGGAUAAGAUCAGAGGCUUCUUGCAUUCUCGCUUGCGAACGGCCACGCUGAGAAAUGAUUUUGAAGGACAAGCAGUUUUAAUAAACUGUUUACUUCGCAACUAUCUGCACUAUAAUCUUUACGAUCAAGCAGAUAAGCUGGUAUCAAAAUCUGUUUUUCCAGAGACUGCAAGUAACAACGAGUGGGCACGUUUUCUGUAUUACUUGGGAUGCAUCAAGGCCGCUCGCUUAGAGUAUUCCGCUGCUCACAAACAUCUUGUGCAAGCGAUGCGCAAGGCUCCUCAGUCAACAGCAGUAGGUUUCCGUCAGACCGCACAGAAGUUAGCAGUCACUGUCGAGCUGUUACUGGGGGAUAUCCCUGACCGUCAGAUAUUCAGACAGGCAGCACUCCGUAGAUCCUUGGCUCCUUACUUUCAGCUGACCCAAGCAGUACGAAUGGGUAACCUACAGAGAUUCGGUGAAGUUCUGGAGAACUUUGGACCUCAAUUCCGUGCUGACAACACUUUCACCUUGAUUUUACGUCUGCGUCACAAUGUCAUCAAAACUGCCAUAAGAAGCAUCGGUCUCUCCUACUCCCGUAUCACACCAGCCAACAUUGCUCGCAAAUUGGCCUUGGACUCUCCGGAGGAUGCAGAGUUUAUUGUUGCUAAGGCUAUCCGUGAUGGUGUGAUUGAAGCCACUCUGGACCCAGAACACGGUUACAUGCAGAGCAAGGAAGCCACAGACAUCUAUUGUACAAGAGAACCCCAACUCGCUUUCCAUCAGCGUAUCUCAUUCUGCCUGGACCUGCACAACCAGAGUGUCAAGGCCAUGAGGUACCCACCUAAGUCCUACGGCAAGGAUCUCGAAUCAGCAGAGGAGCGUCGGGAACGAGAACAGCAGGAUCUGGAAUUGGCUAAGGAAAUGGCCGAAGAAGAUGAUGAUGGCUUCCCCUGAACCUUGUUUCUGGAAAAACACCUCUUUUUUUACUCUUUAAGCUCUUGUGUUGUUGUAAACAAUAGUGCUUAAUUAAAGAAUAUUUAUGUUUAAAUUA